GAGCAGCAGCGGUGAUGUGUCCGCUGUGGUCAUGAGGCGGACUGAAGGAGUCUGGAGUCAAAUUCCUGAACACGUAGGAGCCUCCUCACGCUGCUCCAGCACGACGACGACGACGCAUGGCGCAGGGGCGCAGCGAGUAACGGAUUACUGAUCAACCGAUCAACUCAUCGAUGAGACACGGAUUUAUUUGGCUCCAACUUUACGCUCAACUAACGGAUGUUUUCCUCCACGUUUUUGAAACAGGAGAAAUGACAUGACAACCAUCUUUUCCCUCCAGACCGCCUGUUCAGCUGCGCGCCGGUUCACCACAGAUGAGAAGGGUCUGAAACAAAGUUCAACUGUUUCUUCUUCUGGACAUGUUGGGAACAUAGAGCCGCGCGUAAAAAAAAGCCGGUGUUACGCUUUGUUCUAAAGCGCAUGAGAGAAAAAAACAAAUCUGGAUCCACUUUUCCACAGCGGAAAUGAGCUCAAGAGCCGCAGCCUGGAUCCACUUCUGUUAAAACAUGGUCGCUUGGACUCCGCGGAGAACCGGGAUCUGACACCGACUUCUGGCUACCGUACGAUUUCUUUAUCUCGAUGGGAAGAUGUUCGCUGGACUCAUGGGGCUGGACUGUCACAACAACUCCCUGCUUCACCUCUGCGAAGUCACAGAAGGUGGCAGAGCAUCAGGUGCGGCUGGCAGCUCCGGCCGUAAGAGGCUCCACAGAAGACCGGGGUACAUGAGAGGAGAGCAGUCCAGACUACAGAGCAUGCCUCGUGGUCAGGAGGAGGAGGAGGAGGAGGAAGGGACGACCACUUGCUCAAGGAAGGGGAGAUCUGGGCAUCACACUGACCUCACUGAAGCCACCUGCACACAGAGGAUGAGUCUAACACCUUCUGCCAAAGUGUCCUUAAUAAAUCAGCAGCAGCCUGAUGAACUCACAUGUAGCUCCAGGAAGAGUAAGAGCGUUAUCUGCUCUGUUACCCAUCCUCUGCCUCAUGAGGUCUGCACUGCCGUCCACGGUACAUCCAGCCAUCAGGGUCUGUCCCCACUCCCUCAGAGGGAUCUCAGUUUAAAAUCAAGCCCAGCACUACAGUCCUCGCCGUUGGACUCUUUUAGCUCCAGCUUCAGUUUCAUCCAACUGUCGCUCGACUCCAGCCACAGAGCGGACAAAACCACUGCUGCACCAGCCCGGGAACCACAACCACUCAAUCAGUCAACUAAAGCACCUCGUUCACCCCAAACAAAACCAGAAAGCUUCCCUGCUUAUGUCUUCAAGCACUCCACUACUGGCCAAUCAUCAAACUCCUCUGCCGAGGGAGAGGAGUUAUCACUAGGUGGGAGGUUUUGGAGGGAAUGUUUGUGGGAUGGCAGGGAGGCUUCAUCCAACCUGCCUCACUGCGACUCCCAAUCUCUGGACAUCGAGCUCACCUCCUCUCUGUCUGUGGACUCGGACACGGCGUCCGCCUCCUCCGUGACCUCGGGCUAUGAGAGCGCCACGCCCGCCUCCGACCAAUGCUGGGACAACCUGGUGAAGAAGUACGAGGUUGUGCUGCAGGACUGCCUCCAAAACAACCGCACCCACACCAAGAUUGAGUCCAUGAUGUUGAAGCUGCAGAGACUCCAGCAGAAGGCUAUUUUGGAUGAUGACUAUGACGCAGCCGAGCGAUUUGGGAAAAAACUGGAGGAGCUGUGCAGUGAGCGAGGAGCUCUGCAGCUGGGUUUACCGUCCAGACAAACCAGCGUGGCUCUGUUCCUUGAGCGGCUCAGACAGGUGGUGCACAGCGCCCUCCAGAGGGCAGACUGCAGCCAGCGCAGGGAGGGUGCCGGGCCGGACGGGGGGGAACGGUGUGACUCAUCCCAGGGUCCCCUGCUUCAAAGAGAUCGUCUGAUCCGAGAGAAACGGAUGGUGGAGGAGGAGAUGGCCGAGCUGCAGCAGAGGCUGGCGGAGCUGAGGGACCGCAGUCGAUGUGUGGAGCAGCAGAUCCAGCAGGAGGAGCAGCAGGUGGAGGCUGAGGAGCUGGAGGGCUCCGUGCUGAGGGGCUGCACCGAGGCUCAGCUCCGCGACAUGAGCCGAACUCUGCAGGACCUCGUCACAUCCGAAAACCGCCUGCAGAUUUCUGUCUCCCUGCCACCGUCCACACUAAGGCUGCAGGAGCAGGAGCAGGCAUUGAAUCUGUCCAUCAAGGAAGCCACAGCCAAAGUGGUCAUGAGUCAGAGGCUGGGAAGCAGCCUAAGGAGGAAAGUCAGUGAGACUGAAACUCAGCUUUUGGCUCUGCAUGAAGCCAAACUGGCGGCCAUCUCAGGUAAUGACUUCAGCAGUGCCAAGGAGCUGAAGGCUGAGAUGAAGGCGGUGUACCAGGAGCGCGAUCGUCUGGAGGCCCUGACCAAGAGGCUGCACAGCCUCAGCUCAGGGAGCAGCCAGGACCUGGCCAGGAUGAAGGAGCAGAGGCAGCAGCUCAGGCAGGAGCUGGAGCAGAGGGAGGCCCUGCACGAAAGCCGACUGAAAGAGAACACCACCAAGUAUAUCGAGCUGUUGGAGGACAGGCUGCACAGUUGUGGCUGUCAAGGUCUGGAGCGGAUCUGGGAAGCGGACCUGGAAGCGUGUCACCUGUUCCUUCGAGGCCUCCAGCUGCGGACCCCCAGCUGCGGGGGACCAGUGGACGUCGAAGACCUCCCCGCCGCCGCAGUGUAUCCUCCAGCCCAGCCGUGCACCAAAGAGGAAGAAGACUGCGCCAUGCUGACCGCUUUAGGGGGGCGCUGGUGUCCUGAGGCCAACUUGCAGAACUCAGAGUUCACCAAGAAGCUGGAGGAGUUUCUGUUCUGCAUGGAGGAGAAUCACCCAGAGGACGGGUGCAGCGAGGCUGAGGCGGUAGACCUGACAGAGCGCUGCGAGCUGAUCAGUGACAGACUAAUGACCUUGGAAGAUGAAUUGCAGAUGGCCAUACUAAACCGGGAUCAGGCCCUCACCCAGUCCCUGGAUAAAGAAGUUCAGGAGAUGAAAGCCGCUCUGCAGACCAUGCUCGUGCAGCUCCAGCAUGAGGAAGAGGAAGGGAACGAGUUAUCAGAUGAUGACCACAUGAAAAAUGGGAUUGAGGAGGAAGAAGAGGAGGAGGAAGAGGAGGAGGAGGAGGAGGAGGAGGACCAGUACUUCAGUGACAGCUGGGACAUUUGAAAUGGAUGCCUGUAGUGUUUUAUGACCACUCACACACGGACCGGCUCUCUGAGACCCUGACCCCGGCUUUGCUGUGGAAGUGAUCCCAUAUCCAUUAACUAUACAAGCUCCCUUAAAGCGCUUUACAACCAGCCUCUGUGGAACUGCAGAAAGUUUCAGCUACAAAGUCUGUGUGACAUUUUUUUUACACAAAGAAAAAAAUAUGAAGGAUUUUUGUUAAAUAUAAAAAUCAAAAAAUAAGGCACUUUAUUGCUUAUUUUGUCGUUCCUAGCCUAGAUAUGAAAGAGUCCUAUAGACCACUGAGCUUACAUGACGAUUUUAUCAAAUGGGUUAUUGGAUCCAUGUUUUCAUGUCGUGUUAUUUGUGCAGAGAAAAGAAGUGUUUUUUACCUCCAGGUCACAGCUAGGACAUAGUAUUACGGCCAUUUUUACGAGAAUGAAGUCCUAAUAUUAUGAGAAUAAAGUUGUUAUUUAGGGGAAGCUCUUAAUAUUGCAAGAGUGAAGUCGUAAUUUACGAGAAUAAAGUUGAGGUUUUAUGAGGUUUAUUGAGAGAUUUUCCGCUUUUUCUGACACAGGUAAAAGUUAUUUAUGUAAAGUGCUAAAACAUAAAGUGUAACAGUAGUACAUGAAGAGAAAACCAUACAGUCAGUGCGUGGACUCAGUAGUGUCAGUUACAGACUAUCCAUUGUUUGCUAAUAUUAGAUAACAUUAGCUAUCAUAAAUUACCUAAGGAAUUCUGUUACACCAACCCCACUGGCCUGAAUAGCUUGACGAAUGGUGAGGUGCAUUUAUUAUGAACUUUUAAUUUAUAAAUUAUUUUGAAAAAUAUAUUUCUUCUUCAAAAAAAAAUUUUAAACAAGAAAUCCAAACCAAAGCUGAAAUUACGUCAUCCUGCAGCUACCAGUGAAUUGGACCAAAUUGACAAUGUAAACAUCUUUUACAGGAAACAUUCUUGCACAUAAACUUAAUACUGCUCAUUUUUUUUACUUGUUUUUUGUAGAAUUUGACUUUAAUUACAUGUCAUUUUGUGCAUUAAAUAUCAUUUGUGGUGCUACAGAAUGUGAGCUAACUUGAACACUUUAUUUUUGUGUGUGUGGAAAAUGCAAUAUUUAGAUUUUUUGUCACGUUUGUGUCUUAUACAUUUGAUAUAUUAAAAGAUGAAGGAUAAAAUAUGAGUGGGCCCAUUAAAUAAAGAUUUGCAACUGCUGUU
Molecule: messenger RNA, 4364 nt
Organism: Platichthys flesus (European flounder)
Lineage: Eukaryota; Metazoa; Chordata; Actinopteri; Pleuronectiformes; Pleuronectidae
Gene: disc1
Product: DISC1 scaffold protein
Exons: 14
Coding region: 585-3155 (856 amino acids)
Biological process (GO): cilium assembly; neuron migration
Cellular component (GO): intermediate filament cytoskeleton; centrosome; microtubule
Source: RefSeq, a predicted model, not a curated record